This is a messenger RNA of Aureobasidium melanogenum CBS 110374, 762 nucleotides long. RefSeq names its product S-adenosyl-L-methionine-dependent methyltransferase. NCBI's taxonomy places the organism in Eukaryota, Fungi, Ascomycota, Dothideomycetes, Dothideales, Saccotheciaceae. The transcript is spliced from 4 exons. Bases 1 to 762 code for a protein of 253 amino acids. The record is from RefSeq and is a predicted model, not a curated record.
AUGCUCGAGGGAUUUCUAAAUCGCUACAAUGCAAGUAUGGACCUGAUAGAGUCUAUUCAGCACGCUCUAUGGUACCUGCUUCAGUGCAUAUCAUCUGGAAACGUUCUUGGAGCCCGAGAGCACGCUUUUGCAAUCUGGUAUAUAACAUUGGGUCAUCAUUUUGCAAUAUUCGAAGAAAAAUGCACACCCGUACCUCGUCUGGUCGCUCAGGCGACGGGCGUAACGCUUGAACUUGGUCCAGGUUCUGGCAACCAACUUUCACGACUGGAUACACGUUAUGUCAACAAGGUCUAUGGCAUUGAACCCAACGUACAUUUCCACAAAAUUCUGAAGAAGAAAUUGAGUGAUAUGCCAGAUUUGGGUCACAAGUAUACCAUAGUUACUGCAAAGUUAGAAGACGAGCAGGCCCUCCGAGAACAUGACAUUGAACCUGGUACUGUGGACACAGUACUCUGUAUGCAAGUACUGUGCUCUGUCAAGGAUCCCGCCGCUGCUGUCAAGCAGAUCUACCGGCUCCUCAAACCAGGAGGCCAUUUCCUAUAUUGGGAGCAUUGUCGAAGCUCAGAUGUCACAACGAGGAUGCUACAAAGAAUGUGGAAUAUUGUCUGGAGGCCAUUGAUUGGUGGUUGCUCUUUGACUGUGAGAAUAGACGAGGCGGUGCAAAAAACUGGGCCUUGGGUGGUCAAAGAGUCAGGUCAUGAUGAGGAUCCGCACAAACUGAUGCCUCGAUCAUGGGCACAUCUAAGAAAGCCUGAGUUCUGA